UGAGGGGACGUCAUCAGACAGGAGUUUUAUUUUGACAGGUCAGACAGGAAGUGGUGCGAGUGGAGUGAGGACGGAGGAUGUUUCUGUUCUCAGAUCAGCUGAGUCUCUGAUGGGACGACAUGGACGAGCUGCUGCUGACGAGCAGAGCUGCAGCCCAGACCGGUUUCCAUGGCAACCAGAGGGUCCACGUCGUCCUGGGCAGCGAGUCAUGUGACCUGGACUCAGUGGCGUCAUCGCUGGCGAUGGCCUACUUCCUGUCCAGGACGUCCUCAGGUCUUCCAGGUCGUUCUCUGGUUCUUCCCGUUCUCAACAUUCCCCGGUCGCAGUUCCACCUGAGAGCCGACAUCCUCCUGUUGCUGAUGGAGGCCGGCAUCGCCACGGAGACCCUGGUGUUCAGAGACCAGGUGGACCUGGCUUGUCUCCACAGCAACAGGAGGCUGGACCUGACCCUGGUGGACCACAACGUCCUGCCAAGUACCGACCGUGACCUGGAGGGGGCAGUAGCAGAGGUCAUCGACCACCACCGGCUGGAGAGGACCGCCUCCUUCUCCUGUCCUGUUACCGUGGAGACGGUGGCAUCCUGCGCCACCUUGGUGACAGAGCGGAUUCUGUCCAGAGCCCCGGAGAUCCUGGACCGACAGCUGGCUUUACUGCUGUAUGGUGUGAUGGUGGUAGACUGUGUGGUCGGUAAAGUGACCGUUAAAGAUGGUCACAUGAUCCACCUGCUGCAGACUCAGUUCCCUGACCUGCCACAGAGAGGCGCUCUUCACAACGCUCUGCACACAGCAAAGUUUGACCUGUCAGGUUUCACCACAGAGGAGAUUCUCCUGAACAACAUGAAGACUGUUGCCGGGGGCGAUGUGAGAGUAGCCGUUAGCAUCGUCUACAUGAGUCUGGACUGGUUCCUUCAGAGGAAGAACCUGCAGCAGGAGCUCCGCGACUUCUGCCAAUCGCACCGUCUGGACGCAGUGGUCGCCAUGACAAUAUCCUUCAACGACCAAUCAGACGAGCCCGUCAGGCAGGUCGCGGUCUACAGCUCCAACCUUCUGUACGGGCAGGAGAUUAGCCACGCCCUCUUCAAGUCCUGUAGCCCCGCCCUCUGCCUGUCUCCAGCCACCAGCCCAUAUAAGGACAUCCUGUCUUAUCACCAGGGCAACGCUCUGGCCUCUCGCAGAGCAGUCCUUCCUGUCCUCACACACUUCCUGUCUGACUGGUGGCAGAGAGAGAUGCAUUGUGGGGCAGAUGGCGAGGACCUGGACGACCAGUUCAACCAAUCAGACGUCAUGAUCUCUGACACGUUUUCCGUCAACAAAGAGUCAGCUGACCUCUCCGACGCCGGCUGGCUGCCCCACGUUUACUCCGCCUGCCGUCACCACCGGCGGCGGCUGCAGUUUGGAGCAGAGGAUUAUGGGAGCGUAGAGGAGGAUUAUGGAGGCAGGAUGAUGCCGCCGCCGCCGAUGAACAGUUUGGUGGACGGCUGCCCGCUGGAUGGAGGCUUCAACCAGGAGGCUUUACUGGAGAAAUUCAGCAGGAUGGGAGGGGGGGAGGAGGAGCAGGUGGGGAGGGGGAACUAG
Lates calcarifer (barramundi perch) is the source of this 1574-nucleotide messenger RNA. Its product is annotated as prune exopolyphosphatase 1. Gene Ontology annotation, molecular function: exopolyphosphatase activity. The coding region runs from base 120 to 1574 and encodes 484 amino acids. Gene Ontology annotation, cellular component: cytoplasm. The record is from RefSeq and is a predicted model, not a curated record. NCBI's taxonomy places the organism in Eukaryota, Metazoa, Chordata, Actinopteri, Centropomidae. The transcript is spliced from 8 exons.